Molecule: messenger RNA, 803 nt
Organism: Solanum dulcamara
Lineage: Eukaryota; Viridiplantae; Streptophyta; Magnoliopsida; Solanales; Solanaceae
Product: transcription factor bHLH162-like
Exons: 3
Coding region: 78-680 (200 amino acids)
Biological process (GO): regulation of transcription by RNA polymerase II
Cellular component (GO): RNA polymerase II transcription regulator complex
Molecular function (GO): RNA polymerase II transcription regulatory region sequence-specific DNA binding; DNA-binding transcription factor activity, RNA polymerase II-specific; protein dimerization activity
Source: RefSeq, a predicted model, not a curated record
AUAUAUUAUAGUAGCGCUAUCGAAUUAAUUAUUUCUUAUAGUCGUCGAUCUUGUUAUUUUCCAAGUUUGUUGGAGAGAUGGAGCAGCAGUACUGUUGUAACAAAACUAGUUCCUCAUCAUCAUGUAAAGCAGCUGAUAGAAAGACAAUUGAGAAAAACAGAAGAAAUCAAAUGAAGGAUCUCUAUAUGAAGCUCAAUUCACUUGUGCAUCGUGAUCAACAUUCUAAGGAAUUUUCUUCACUGCCAGAUCAACUGGAAGAAGCAGCGAAUUACAUAAAGAAAAUGCAGAUAGAUUUGGAGAAAAUGAGACUGAGAAAAGAAAGCUUAACAGCAGCUGAUCGUACUUUAAAUUCAAAUUCAAACUCAAGCAGUAAUAAUAAUGGAAGAAUAUUGGAAAGGGCUUUGCCAUUACCACAUAUUGAAAUUCAUAGUGUGAAUUCAGCUCUAGAAAUUCUUCUAAUUACUGGAUUAGAUAAUCAAUUCAUGUUCAACCAUAUCAUCCGUAUGCUUCAUGAAGAGGGAGUACAAGUUAUUAAUGCAAGUUAUACUCUCGUAGGUGACACCAUCUUCCAUUCCAUACAUUCUAAGGAGGGAGAAAGUACAACGUCGUCAGGAAACGGAGCUGCUUUAAGGAUUAUUUCAGAGAAAUUAAAGCAGUUUGUGGGUGCAGCUGCUACCUAGCAAUCAACCAACUAAUGUUUUAUUUUUUGGGGCACGUGUUAAAUUAUGUAAGAUAGAUGCUUUAGUACUUCGAAGGACAAAGUUUAUUUCCUCCAUGAUGAUUGAAGUUAGAAUCUUGGAUUU